AUGCCGGCACAAAAGAUCGAAACAGGUCACAACGACGUGGUUCAUGAUGUAUCCAUGGAUUAUUAUGGAAAACGAGUGGCAACAGCGUCGUCUGAUGCGACUAUAAAAAUAAUCGGUGUUGGCAACAGUUCUUCUUCUCAGCAUCUCGCUACUUUGAUUGGGCAUCAAGGUCCAGUUUGGCAGGUAGCUUGGGCACACCCCAAGUUUGACUCGAUGCUUGCUUCCUGUUCUUAUGAUGGUAAGGUCAUCAUCUGGAAGGAAGGUAAUCAAGGCGAAUGGUCUCAAUUUCAUACUUUCACCGACCACAAAUCAUCUGUCAAUUCUAUUGCUUGGGCACCACAUGAGCUGGGUCUCUGCUUGGCUUGUGGAUCGGCUGAUGGGAAUAUCUCAGUCUACACAGCGCGAUCAGAUGGUAGUUGGGAAACAACGAAAAUUGACCAAGCACACCCCAUUGGAGUCACUUCAGUUUCAUGGGCCCCUUCAAUGGCCCCUGGUGCUUUAGUUGGAUCUGGACUUCUGGAUCCCGUUCAGAAGUUGGCAUCUGGUGGCUGUGAUAAUACAGUGAAAGUUUGGAAGCUAUAUAACGGUACUUGGAAGAUGGACUGUUUCCCUGCUCUACAAAUGCACUCCGAUUGGGUGAGAGAUGUUGCCUGGGCACCGAAUUUGGGGCUUCCAAAAUCAACAAUUGCCAGUGCUUCGCAGGAUGGUACGGUGGUCAUAUGGACUGCGGUAAAAGAAAGCGAUCAAUGGGAGGGUAGAGUUUUGAAGGACUUUAAGGUUCCUGUUUGGAGGGUCUCAUGGUCUCUGACUGGGAACUUGUUGGCCGUGGCUUCUGGGGACAACAGUGUCACAUUAUGGAAAGAGGCAGUUGAUGGGGAGUGGCAAGAGUUCACCACAGUCGACCAGUAA
Fraxinus pennsylvanica is the source of this 909-nucleotide messenger RNA. The record is from the annotation of a GenBank genome assembly. NCBI's taxonomy places the organism in Eukaryota, Viridiplantae, Streptophyta, Magnoliopsida, Lamiales, Oleaceae.